AUGACAGCAAUGCAUACCAAAUACAGUUUUCCCCCAACGCGCAACAAGAACGAAGGGGCAAGGAGGUGGCUACAGCGAGCUUUUCGGAGGCCAGCAGUGCGGCAGGCUGAGAGCAGUGAGGGAGACGGGUGGUUGAGAAGGAGAAUGUCGCUCAAGCGCCCACAAACAGCACCAAACCCGAGCACAGCACCAACAGUGCCGUCCAGUUCAAUCCAUGUUGAGCGCAUAUCGACCUGCUUCCGAGGUCAGCCUCCACCUCGCCCGCCGAGACCAGACGCGGACGUCAUGCGAGACAUCAAUGCAUGGCUGGACACUAGCACGAGCAUGCCUUCUCCACCGCUCAUGAGCGGGCUACCUUACUGGAGAGCGGGAACAGCCGUGUGUCCUGGAGAGUCGGUAGACUUUCAAUAUGCUGUCCCUAUUGUGCGCAAGCCAGAUGCGGAGAAGUUGUCGACAUCGCCCAGCCAGCAGAUGAAGUCGUUGUGCCAUGGCGCCAAGAUGAUGCAAGUCCGAAUGCCCUCGCUCUUACGCAGUCUAUCUCAGCACACUGCCGUUCGAAAGCAGAUGAAGCGGCGAUCAAGCUCGAUGCCGCUCUUGGCCAUCGCCUAUACGGAGACACAGCAGGCCGCCCCUCCCAUGGUCUUGACGCGGUCCAGAUCGUCUCGCCCUCCAGCACGACGACCAACAUCCAAAGCCUCAACGGAGAUGCGAGAGCUGCUGUCUGCUGGUCAGAACUCGCUCGAGCAUCUGCCUGUCCGUCAUGGAAGUCGGGCAAGCGCGAGAUUUGGGCAAACAGAGUCUAACACAGAGCGCCGUAUCAACGCAGUGCUUGGACAUGCUGCAAGGAGUGGAAACAGCACGCGGCCCUCGACAGCAGGGGCGCACGCCAGUGGUGAAGACUCGAUGUGUGACCUUUCAGAUGCCCCCACGUACAGUUCAGGACCGCCUCCGCCUUCGUACCGGUCCCACGCUGCGUCGAUGCUCAGCACGUCAUCAUUUGGGUGCGUCGAUGGCAUGAACCCAGCGCAGCGGCAGAUCAGCCAGCAGCAAGCCGCGCACCGACACGGGGUGCGGAGGAAGCUUAAGAAAUUCGCGCGGGCUCACUUUACGACAUGCACACGGGAGAGAGAGGUGUAG
Messenger RNA from Dothidotthia symphoricarpi CBS 119687, 1137 nucleotides. RefSeq lists its product as uncharacterized. The transcript has a single exon. Lineage: Eukaryota; Fungi; Ascomycota; Dothideomycetes; Pleosporales; Dothidotthiaceae. The coding region runs from base 1 to 1137 and encodes 378 amino acids. The record is from RefSeq and is a predicted model, not a curated record.